Micropterus dolomieu (smallmouth bass) is the source of this 1585-nucleotide messenger RNA. Its product is annotated as homeobox protein Nkx-2.5-like. Lineage: Eukaryota; Metazoa; Chordata; Actinopteri; Centrarchiformes; Centrarchidae. The record is from RefSeq and is a predicted model, not a curated record. Bases 86 to 1138 code for a protein of 350 amino acids. Gene Ontology annotation, biological process: regulation of transcription by RNA polymerase II; cell differentiation. Gene Ontology annotation, molecular function: DNA-binding transcription factor activity, RNA polymerase II-specific; RNA polymerase II cis-regulatory region sequence-specific DNA binding. Gene Ontology annotation, cellular component: nucleus. The transcript has 2 exons.
CUUAACGCAACCCCAAUUACCAAAGAAGGGGCUAUUAAGCUCAAUUAUUUGUUAGAAAAAGAGUGGAAAAGGAGAAGGAGUGUGCAUGUUACUCGGCGGGCUUCAUUUCCUCGGUGCUGCAGAGCAGGAGCUGGAUGACAUGAUGCUGCAGAGCCCGCUCACCUCCACGCCGUUUUCUGUCAAGGAUAUCCUCAAGCUGGAGCAGCAGCAGCAACAGCAGCAGCAACAGCACCGGGCCCAUACCCAGCAGCAGUUGGCCGGGUCUCCUCCCCAGCAGCCGCAGCAGCAGCAUUUCCAAACCCCGCCGUCCUGCAUGCUCGCCGGGGCCCGGGACAGUCCUUCGUUCUCGGAAGGAGAGGACAACCUGGCCUACCUCAGCGCGCUGGCGGUGCGGGAGGAGGACCGCGGGGAGACUAGCUUGUCCCCGGACAUGUACGUCCAUCCCGGCCUGCAGGGAGCCAAGCUGGAGGCCGCCGAGCUGGACGAGCAGGAGAGCAAGAGCUGUGGUUUGGUGUCUCGGGAUGAGGCAGCGGAGGGCGGGCAGGGCGACUCGGAGCGACCUGUGCAGAAGCAGAGGAGCCGGCGGAGACCCAGGGUGCUCUUCUCCCAGGCGCAGGUCUUCGAGCUGGAGAGGCGCUUCAAGCAGCAGCGCUACCUGUCCGCCCCUGAGCGGGAGCAUCUGGCGACCACCCUCAAACUCACCUCGAACCAGGUGAAGAUCUGGUUCCAAAACCGCCGCUACAAGUGCAAACGGCAGCGGCAGGAUAAGUCUUUGGAGACGGCGGGGCAGCACCACCCUCCUCCGCCUCGGCGCGUCGCAGUGCCGGUGUUGGUCCGAGAUGGGAAGCCUUGUCUGGGCGGUGCGCAGAGCUACGCCGCUGCUGCUCCGUACGGAUCCAACCCGUACAGUUAUAACGGAUACCCAGCAUAUACAUACAACAGCCCCGCUUACAACACCAACUACAGCUGUACAUACACCAGCAUCCCCGCCCUCCCUCCUUCCAGCACCUCCAACGCCUUCAUGAACAUGAACUUGGGAAACGUGAGCAGCCUCGGCGGCUCCCCACAGGCCCAAACACAUCAAGGGACAGCGGUCGCAUCCUGCCAGGGCUCCCUGCAGGGGAUCCGGGCAUGGUAGCCUCGAACUAGUAUCUCUUUUUUAUGGAGCUCUUUCUUUUUGGUCAACCCAACCUUUUAGAAGUAGGCCUAUGUGUUAACUUGGUCAAAACACCUCAGAAAACAGUAUUGCUUAUAUAAUGGAUGUGAGUUUGGAUACACCUGCAAGAUAAGAUGAAAUUUCACUCAUAUUGCCGGUUACUUCAAGUGUAGCCGAAAUUAAAGGCUGGACGUCACAAAGUGACACCUGAACAGUCACAACUUGGGUGAAAUAUUAUUUUGUGCUCCAAUAGCCUAAUUGUUGGUGCUCUACUUUGGCACAGUUAAGACUGAAGCAAGGGGGGGGAAUUACGCACAAUGGUGCGCAUUUCUCCUUAUUUGAACUCAAAGAGAUGAUUCAUUUUUUAUGUUUGUUUUGAACAAGGUAUAUUUUUAGGCUAUGGAGAGAAUUGCUUUCAAGUGUUUUUGG